Messenger RNA from Gigantopelta aegis, 1314 nucleotides. RefSeq names its product mucin-2-like. The transcript is spliced from 2 exons. The coding region runs from base 1 to 1314 and encodes 437 amino acids. The record is from RefSeq and is a predicted model, not a curated record. Lineage: Eukaryota; Metazoa; Mollusca; Gastropoda; Neomphalida; Peltospiridae.
AUGAGGUCCAAAGUAGCAGCAGCAAAAUUUAUUGGAGAACAGGAUUGUUCUGAACAAACGGGAUUGACAAAGAAUUCCAAACCAGUCUUCUGUUGGUCCAAACAACACACCACCACCAGUAUCAGCCUGCCGAACAACACACCAGCACCAGUAUCAGCCUGCCAAACAACACACCACCACCAGUAUCAGCCUAUCAAACAACACAUCACCACCAGUAUCAGCCUGUCAAACAACACACCAGCACCAGUAUCAGCCUAUCAAACAACACAUCACCACCAGUAUCAGCCUGUCAAACAACACACCAGCACCAGUAUCAGCCUGCCAAACAACACACCAGUACCAGUAUCAGCCUGUCAAACAACACAUCACCACCAGUAUCAGCCUGCCAAACAACACAUCACCACCAGUAGCAGCCUGCCAAACAACACAUCACCACCAGUAUCAGCCUGCCAAACAACACACCGGCACCAGUAUCAGCCUGCCAAACAACACAUCACCACCAGUAUCAGCCUGUCAAACAACACACCACCACCAGUAUCAGCCUGUCAAACAACACACCAUCACAAGUAUCAGCCUGCCAAACAAUACACCACCACCAGUAUCAGCCUGCCAAACACACCACACCACCACCAGUAUCAGCCUGCCAAACAACACACAACCACCAGUAUCAGCCUGCCAAACAACACACCAGCACCAGUAGCAGCCUGCCAAACAACACACCAGCACCAGUACCAGCCUGCCAAACAACACACCAGCACCAGUACCAGCCUGCCAAGUAACACACCACCACCAGUACCAGCCUGUCAAAGACACCACACCACCACCAGUAUCAGCCUGCCAAACAACACACCACCACCAGUAUCAGCCUGCCAAACACACCACACCACCAGUAUCAGCCUGCCAAACAACACACCACCACCAGUAUCAGCCAGACAAACAACACACCACCACCAGUAUCAGCCUGUCAAACAACACAUCACCACCAGUAUCAGCCUGCCAAACAACACACCACCACCAGUAUCAGCCUGCCAAACACACCACACCACUACCAGUAUCAGCCUGUCAAACAACACACCACCACCAGUACCAGCCUGCCAAACACACCACACCACCAGUAUCAGCCUGUCAAACAACACCCCACCACCAGUAUCAGCCUGUCAAUCAACACAUCACCACCAGUAUCAGCCUGCCAAACAACACAUCACCACCAGUAUCAGCCUGCCAAAACACACCACCACCAGUAUAAGCCUGCCAAACACACCACACCACCACCAGUAUCAGCCUGCCAAACACACCACACCACCACCAGUAUAA